AUGAAAGUGCGACGCAUCCCCGACGAAGCUAGUUUCUUAGUGCAUUCAGUGCACCAAUCAAAUCUUGCAUGUGCAUUAGAUAGAAAAAAGUCCCUGUCGACUCCGAUAAUACCAUCACAAAAUGAAAAUUAUUUGUGCGUUCCAAAAAUGGGUCAUAAUGGAUUGCGACAAAAGCAUCCGGAGGUGGGAACAGAUUGUUUUUUCGACGAUAUUGCCAUUCAUACCGAAGUUCAACGUGCAACAACAUAUCAAACGAUCACCAAAAGUGCAUCACAAUCUACAUUAACAAUUCCAGAAAAUUAUAGUUUUACAUCAGUGCAAAUACAAGUGUACAAACGGCGAUGGUUCCUCCUAGUUUUGACUGUCCUUAGUAUUGCCAUAUCGUACGUCCAAUGGAUACAAUACAGUAUAGUGGCAAACAUAAUGGCUAAAUACUACAACAUUUCACCAGCAUGGAUCGACUGGACAUCCAUGAUCUUUAUGGUGAUUUACAUAUUUGCUGUGUUUCCUGUGUCGUACAUCAUGGACGUUAAAAACAUGCGACAAUCUGCAGUAAUUGGAGCAGUUGGAACAGCCCUGGGGGCAUGGAUAAAAGUGUUUUCUGCUGAUCCUUCACAGUUUCAAAUAGUCAUCGUUGGGCAAAUUGUAUCAGCUAUUGCACAAGUAUUUUUACUUAGUAUUCCAUCGCGUUUGUCGGCUACAUGGUUCUCUCCACAAGAAGCGUCGUCCGUUUGCGCUUUUGGUGUUUUCGGAGCCCAGUUAGGAAUUGCAAUUGGAUUUUUCCUAACCCCAAUGGUUAUUGUUAAUCAUGAAGAUUUUGAAGCGAUUGGUGUUGAUUUGCAAGUUUUCCUGAUGGGAGUAGCUGGUAUAUCCACUAUGAUAGCAUGCAUGGUAAUAGCUGUAUUCAAAUCGGAACCACCUUUCGCACCAAGCCACGUGCAAGCCUUGCAAAGAACAAUGAAGCCCCGAAGGAAAGACUAUUGCCCAUCGGUAGGACGUUUGCUAAAGGACGAAAAUUACCUUAUACUGGUUAUAGCUUAUGGCAUAAAUGUGGGCUUAUUCAACGCAUUCUCAACCUUGCUGAAUCAAAUCGUACUGAAUUACUUUCCUGAUAGUGCUACCGAUGCUGGACGAAUUGGGCUGUCGUUAAUUGUACUAGGGUUAAUUGGUUCGAUGGUAUUUGGUUAUCUACUUGAUACAAGUCAUAAGUAUAAAGCUACGGCUGUAUGGUUAUGCCGGCUUUCGGCAGUGACGCUGGUAAUAUUCGCACUUGCUUUAGAAAGCCGUUCGAAAAAAUUAUUGGCGGUAGCUUCUGUAUUUCUUGGUUUUUUCAUGACAGGUUUCCAACCAAUCGGAUAUGAGUUUGCUUCUGAGCUUACUUUUCCUGAACCUGAUGGCCCGGUAAUGGGAAUAUUAAACAUUUCUACACAGAUUUUUGGCAUUGUUAUUACACUGAUGAUAUCUGGAAUCCAAAACGUGUUAGGCGAUUUUGUGGGAAACGUUGUUUUUGCAGCGUUCCUCAUAUUAGACGCAAAUAUUAUCAGUUUGAUUCGUUCGGAUUUGCGACGUUACAAUACUCAUUUAGAAAUAGAGAGCGAGGCUGCAAGAGAAUUUGCGGAAGAUGCUGGUGUUCGCUAUGGAGAUAUUUCAAACUAUGAAGAUUCUGCACUGAAAAUGAAGAUUGACACCUAACAAAUAUUCCUGUGCUAGAAAUCCAAAUUUUUGUCG
Anopheles maculipalpis is the source of this 1728-nucleotide messenger RNA. Its product is annotated as feline leukemia virus subgroup C receptor-related protein 2-like. The transcript is spliced from 4 exons. NCBI's taxonomy places the organism in Eukaryota, Metazoa, Arthropoda, Insecta, Diptera, Culicidae. The record is from RefSeq and is a predicted model, not a curated record. Gene Ontology annotation, molecular function: heme binding; heme transmembrane transporter activity. Gene Ontology annotation, cellular component: membrane. The coding region runs from base 1 to 1692 and encodes 563 amino acids. Gene Ontology annotation, biological process: transmembrane transport; heme export.